Brassica oleracea var. oleracea is the source of this 1381-nucleotide messenger RNA. RefSeq names its product CSC1-like protein At1g62320. Gene Ontology annotation, molecular function: calcium-activated cation channel activity. NCBI's taxonomy places the organism in Eukaryota, Viridiplantae, Streptophyta, Magnoliopsida, Brassicales, Brassicaceae. The coding region runs from base 417 to 1370 and encodes 317 amino acids. The record is from RefSeq and is a predicted model, not a curated record. Gene Ontology annotation, cellular component: plasma membrane. The transcript is spliced from 7 exons.
ACUCUCGAGACAGAGUCUACGAAUAGUGGCCGACCACCUCUAGCAACCGCAUGAGGUAUUCUUCUUCUUCUUCGACGUUGUAUUUACAGAUUUUGUAUCAGCCAAAAACGGCAUGACGUUCCUUUCUUUAUCUUCCCAAUUUGUAUGUUGUUAAAACAGAACCGAACCGGUCUCUCUGUUUCUAUACUCUGUUCUUUCUUUUCUCUGUUUCUGUUUUUCUUUUUAACAUUGUGUCAAAGGAAGGAGAAGUAAACUGCAAAAGUAAAACAUCGAAAGCUAAAGAAGGGUUUAGCUUCUGCAAUGUUUUUUAUUGGAGAAAUAUUAUUUUCGGUCAACGAGAGGGAUAUAAUUUUCUGGCAAAUAGGUUUCCUAAGGUGAAGAGAAAAGAUUUAAGGAUUUAUUAAAGUUUUAAGGAGAUGGCGACACUAGCAGAUAUUGGAGUAGCAGCUGGGAUUAACAUUCUAACUGCUUUGAUAUUCCUUUUGCUAUUUGCAAUCUUGAGGAUCCAACCAUUCAAUGAUAGGGUUUAUUUCCCCAAGUGGUACUUGAAAGGUCUUAGAAGCAGCCCUCUUGUGAACCCUGGUGCUUUAGUGAGCAAAAUUGUGAACUUGGAUUUUCGUUCUUACAUUCGGUUCUUGAGCUGGAUGCCCGCUGCGCUAAAGAUGCCAGAGUCUGAACUUAUUGAUCAUGCUGGUUUUGAUUCUGCUGUCUACUUGAGGAUUUACUUGAUUGGACUUAAGAUUUUUGUCCCAAUCGCAUUACUUUCAUGGUCGAUUCUGGUUCCCGUCAACUGGACCAGCAAUGGAUUGCAGCUAGCAAAACUUCAUGAUGUAAAAUCAAGCAACAUCGAUAAGCUUUCGAUAUCAAAUGUCGAGCGUGGAUCAGACAGGUUUUGGGCUCAUCUCAUGUUGGAGUACGCAUUUACAUUCUGGACUUGCUAUGUUCUAUUGAAGGAAUAUGAGAAAAUAGCUUCAAUGCGGUUAGCAUUUCUCCAAUCCGAGGAGCGACGGGCGGAUGAAUUCACGGUCCUGGUUAGGAAUAUACCACCGGACUCACACGAGUUAGUGAGUGAGAACGUGGAGCAAUUCUUUAUGGUUAACCACCCGGAUCAUUAUCUUAUGAAUCAGGUGGUUUACAAUGCAAAUAAAUUGGCUGGACUAGUAGCAGAGAAGAAAAAAAUGCAGAACUGGUUUGAUUACUACCAUUUGAAGUAUACAAGAGACAAGGAACAAAGACCAAGGGUUAAGUUAGGCUUUCUCGGGCUAUGGGGAAAGAAAGUAGAUGCAAUGGACCAUUUCACAGCUGAGAUCGAGAAACUAAGCGACCAAGUAAGUAUUUUUUUUUUCUCUAGAGGUUCCUUAUUGAUGUAGCGGAAGCUUUA